Messenger RNA from Exserohilum turcica Et28A, 957 nucleotides. RefSeq lists its product as uncharacterized. Lineage: Eukaryota; Fungi; Ascomycota; Dothideomycetes; Pleosporales; Pleosporaceae. Bases 1 to 957 code for a protein of 318 amino acids. The transcript has 2 exons. Gene Ontology annotation, cellular component: mitochondrion. The record is from RefSeq and is a predicted model, not a curated record. Gene Ontology annotation, molecular function: oxidoreductase activity.
AUGUCCAUAACCAUGCGCAAAGUCGUCAUCUCUAGCUACGGCGACCACUCGGUCGUCUCGAUCGUCUCGGCCCCCAUCGCCGCCCCAUCCAAAGGCGAAGUCCAAGUCAAAGUCCUCUACUCGGGCAUGGGCGGCGCCGACAUCCUCAUGCGCCAAGGCAUCUAUCCGAUGCAGCAAAAAGCGCCCCUGACCCCCGGCUACACCUUCAUCGGACGCGUGACGCAGAACGGGGCCGGCUGCAAAAAACACGCAGUCGGCGCUCUCGUCGCCUGUCUCAGUGUCUACAACGGCCAAGCCGAGUUGGUCAACCAGCCCGAGAAAUACCUGAUUCCCGUGCCCGAGGGCCUCGACCUCCAACAAGCCGUUGCACUUAUCCUCGACUGGAGCACCGCGUACGGACUUGCGUUCCGCGCUGCGAAUAUCAAAAAGGGCCAGCGCGUCUUCAUCCACGGGCUCAGCGGUAGCGUGGGCUCCGGACUCCUGGCGCUGUGCAAGAUGCAGGGCGCACAUGUAUACGGGACUGCGUCUGCUGCGAACCACGCCGCCGUGCGGGCUGCCGGCGCCACGCCCUUUGUGUACAGCGACAAGCAAUGGAUGCAUGCGAUGCAGCAGCUCGGCGGCGCACACGUCGUCUUCGACGCGCUAGGCUUCGAGUCGUGGGACGAAAGCUUCGCCAUCUUGUCUGCGGACCACGGGCUGCUCGUAGGAUACCUACUCGCGAGGGGGCUCGUCCCGUUUUGCCCUUACAGAACAUCUUUCUUUUACAUCCAUCGCGACCAGAAGACGCAUAGGCCUGAGGUCGAGAUGCUGCUGCAGAUGCUGGCGAGGGGUGAGAUCCGUGUCCCGAUUCGCAGGGUGUGGGCGCUGCAUGAGGUACCUGAAGCGCAUCGUGUGUGGGUGAAGGAGCCGGGCGUUGGGGCCGUGGUGAUCAAAGUCUCUGAUGAUGAAAAGGCAUGA